CUAAUUUUGAUUUUGCUUAAAGAAGAGAAUAGUUUACAGCUGCAGCAAAGCGCGGGAUCUCUAUAUAGUAUAAAAAGAAACUCGACUACAAAUCUCUCUCUCUCCACUGCGUCUCUGCCUCUCUGAGAUGGACUCGGCUUCAGGUCAUGUGAACGAUCCAGUAGGCGAUCAUGUUGAAACACUUGUUGAAGAAGGGGUGGGCCUUGAUGCAAUUGAUAAAGCCAUCAAUCUCUACAUUUCGGAAUCCAAGGGAGUUGCUUCAGCCAAGAUGGAAGCGAGUCAGAACCCCGGACGGUUACGCGAGUGCCUUGCAAAGGUGACGGAGGUCCCCCAUUAUGCCCGCAUGUCUGAGGAAUGGCUUGCAGAAACUAAGAGAAGGGACCUUUGUAUGAUGAAAGCUAAAAGGUUGGCAAGGGAGAAGGAGGCUAAAAGGUCGGCAAGGGAGAAGAAAGCAUUCUGUUUGCUUGAUGGCUUUGCUGUUUUGUUUGGAACUUGGAAGGCUUAGAUCUGCAAGGAGUCCAAGGACCAGCAUUCCAGCAUUGUGGAUUUCCCAUUUCUGUGUUAUUAUUUUCUUCUAUGUAGUAUGUACCGUCUAUUACUCUUGUGGGAUUUCUGGCAUUUGUGCAAGACUGCAGGUCUGCAAGUUAAGUGUAAUGUACUGCACCCAGUGCAUUGCUUUUAUGUUUU
This is a messenger RNA of Rosa rugosa (rugosa rose), 687 nucleotides long. RefSeq lists its product as uncharacterized. The record is from RefSeq and is a predicted model, not a curated record. NCBI's taxonomy places the organism in Eukaryota, Viridiplantae, Streptophyta, Magnoliopsida, Rosales, Rosaceae. The transcript has 4 exons. Bases 128 to 505 code for a protein of 125 amino acids.